CCGGUGAAAUAUGUGUCUCAUUGUUCUAUCUGUGCCACCACCGUAAUUCUGAGUCGUAGGCUAUGAAACAGGAAACGCACUGGAUAUGGUACAGUUUAUGUAUAAUAUCAAUCGUUUUGCAUUGCUCGGACAGCAAUAACGAACGAAUGCAGACAGACAGGUGAGACUGAGUGCAGCGAUGAUUCACGAACGAAAUAUCCUGACUACUUUUAUCCUCUUCAUCUGAUGUUGAUGCUAUAAACGUCACUUGCGUGAUUUUCAAACUGGGGCAGCAGCAGUUAAUGCUUCCCUUUGUUUAAUAUUCAGGCAGCGACAGAAUGAUAGAAGAACGCAGUAAACGAGGCACGGCCAUGGUGGAGAGGAGACAACUCUUCAUGGAGAUGAGGGGACAAAACUUUGACGUCAUCAGACUGUCAACCUAUAGGACGGCCUGCAAGCUAAGAUUCGUGCAGAAAAGAUGCAACCUGCACCUGGUGGAUGUGUGGAACAUGAUCGAGGCGUUCCGUGACAGCGGUUUGAACACACUGGACCACAACGCAGAGAUUAACGUGUCUAGACUGGAGACCAUCUUGUCCUCCAUCUACUACCAGCUCAACAAGCGUCUUCCCACCAUGCACCAGAUCAACGUAGAGCAGUCCAUCAGUCUGCUCCUCAACUUCAUGGUGGCUACAUACGACAGUGAAGGCCACGGGAAACUGAGCAUUUUCUCGAUGAAGUCAAUGUUGGCGACUAUGUGUGGAGGGAAAAUAGUGGACAAACUCCGUUGUAUCUUCUCCCAGAUCUCUGACUCUAAUGGUGUGAUGGCCUUUGCUAAGUUUGACCAGUUUCUUCGUGAAGUUCUGAAGCUGCCCACAGCUGUGUUCGAGGGCCCGUCGUUUGGAUACACAGAACACUCCGUACGGACAUGCUUCCCUCAGCAGAAGAAGAUCUUGCUGAACACGUUUUUGGACAUUUUGAUGGCAGAUCCUCCCCCCCAGUGUCUCGUGUGGCUACCUCUCAUGCACCGACUUGCUAAUGUUGAAAAUGCCUUCCAUCCCGUGGAAUGUUCUUAUUGCCGGAGUGAAAGUAUGAUGGGCUUCCGUUACCGGUGCCAACAGUGCCAUGGCUACCAACUCUGUCAGAGCUGCUUUUGGCGUGGCCAUGCCAAUGGUCCCCAUAGCAACCAGCAUCAGAUGAAGGAACACUCCUCUUGGAAGUCUCCAGCUAAAAAGCUAAGUCACGCCAUCAGUAAGUCUCUGGGCUGUGUCCCCAUUGGAGAGCUACCUCACCCAGUGUUCCCUGAGCAGUUAGAGAAACCCCAGGACAGCGUGCCACACACUGUUCAGCCGAAGCCAGUAGCCAACAUCAUGAACAACACAAUGUUCAUGUCCUCUGGUGUACCUACUCCUACUAAAAGUGUCUUAGAGAGUCCCAGCAGGCUAGAAGAGGAGCAUCGUCUCAUUGCUCGCUAUGCAGCGCGCCUUGCAGCAGAGGCAGGCAACUCCACAGUGAGUUGCUCCACACAAUGUCUUCCAACCGAUCUGAGUUUCAACUCCGAUGCCAACAAACAACAGAGGCAGCUAAUAGCAGAACUAGAAAACAAAAACAGAGAGAUCCUCCAGGAAAUCCAGAGGCUACGUCUGGAGCAUGAGCAGGCCUCCCAGCCCACCCCAGAGAAGGCCCAGCAAAACCCCACACUUCUGGCCGAACUCAGGCUCCUUAGGCACAGGAAGGAUGAGCUGGAGAGGCGCAUGUCAGCCCUACAGGAGAGCAGACGGGAACUGAUGGUCCAGCUAGAGGGACUGAUGAGGUUACUCAAGGAUGAGGAGCAGAAGCAGGCAGCCCAGACAGGAGGCUCAACCCACUCCUCCCCCAGCCACGGGGCAGGCUGCUCCAUGCCCAUGCCGAUCCGCUCCACCUCAGCUGGGUCCACCCCCACCCACACACCCCAGGACUGCCUGGCCGGGGUGGGGGGCGACGUGCUGGAGGCCUUCGCUCAGGGUGUACCUAGAAAUCUUCGUAAUGAUCUGUUGGUCGCUGCAGAUUCAAUCACAAACACCAUGUCAUCACUCGUCAAAGAACUCCACUCAGUAGAUGAUGCUGCAGAGGAAGAGGACAAUCAGAUGAGGAACGGAGGCCUAAGGAGCAGGGCAGAGGAUGAGGACAAUCAGAUGAGGAACGGAGGCCUAAGGAGCAGGGCAGAGGAUGAGGACAAUCAGAUGAGGAACGGAGGCCUAAGGAAAAGGGCAGAGGAUGAGGACAAUCACAUGAGGAAUGGAGGCCUAAGGAGCAGGGCAGAGGAUGACGACAACCAGCCGAUGCAGAAUGAAAAGAAAAGCACAGUGAGAGAUCUGAAACAUCAUUGAGGGAACAACAGCCUCCCCAAACACCAGUCCAUUGAUCUAGCCAGGAUGUCAGACUGGAGAAGAAGAAUCAGAAUGAGAAUCUGCCACACCGACCAAACCCUUCUAUCAGGAAUUAGCACGUAGAGUAAUGCAUGCUGUUAUCAAACAGGAUUUCACUGUGUGAACUCUUAUUAAACAUGUUUGUUACACCUUGCUGCGGGAUGUCUGUUGGCAAGUGUAUAUGUCAUUCUGUAUAAAAACUUGAAGUUGUAAUUAUUAUGUAAUGACGGAUUCCCCCCGUCAUGACUGCAAGGGUCAAAUGUCUAAGGAAUGGCUUCCUGUGCUUUCUCUCAAUCUGUCUUGUUAAUAACAGAUCACCCUGUGUGCAUCAUAAAUCGCAGGUGCACUACAUAGGGAAUAGGGUGCCAUUUGGGGCACUACAUAGGGAAUAGUGUUCCACUUGGGAUGCUAUCUGCAUAAACUGUACACAUUAUAUAUGAUCUUGGGAUCACAGCACUGACCAUAACCUGAAAACAACCUAUUUUCACCAUGACAUGUUCCCCGGCCGUCAUUGCCUUUGUAUGAUUACAGAUCACUUGCUAGUGUGCUUUCAUUAUGGGUUUUGCAUGAAGUUGCCCUGUCCUGAGUCUGACUGGGUGUACUGUAGGUUGGUAGGUACCAUGUUAUCCCAGCUCUUUGUGGGUUUAUCAGUGUUUCUCAACCUGCGGUCCCCGGGCAGCACUGGUCCUUGGGGUGUUGCUGAUUGGUCCCUCAGAUAGUGAGUGGACACUAAUUUAGUCAGUUCUCAAGUGUUAGUUUUAAUCUAAGUGGUCUUCAAAGGAGGAAGGACUAUAGCUGGUCCUUGCCGGUCCCUGGUACACAAAAGGUUGAGAAACACUCUGGGAUUUGUAGUCAUGUAUGUUGUAAAGCCUCAGAAUUCACAUUGAUUACGUCCCAAAUGGCACCCUAUUCCUUAUAUAGUGCACUACUUUUGACCAGAGCCCUAUGGGCACUGGUCAAAGGUAGUGCACCAUAUAGGGAAUAUGGUGCCAUUUGGGACAAAGCCAUUGAGUCGCAUAAUGCUGCUACUGUGUGCUCACUCUGUCGCAAGACACCCUUUUGCAAAAAUAUGAGGGCUGUUUGUUGUUUGGUUAUAGGGAGCCUAUGGGGGCUGUUGUUUAUUUUAAUCAGGGAAAUGUCCCGUUGUUAUAAUCAGAUUCAUUAUUCUCAUAGUUCAUAUUUUAUAGAAUUAAAGCAAAAUGAGAGAAGCUACUAAAUGCAUUUUAAAGCGCAUUUAAAAAUCUAGAUGGUGUCUCGUCCCUAAUCCACUAAACUAGUCACUCAGUAGUGACUGUAUUUAUUGUCCACGUAAAGCAAAGAGAGGGAGAGGAACUCAGAACAUUAGUUUUAAAUUAAUAUUAUAUUGUGAUCUUUCGUUACAACAUAUUCACCUAUACACCUGUACACGUAGGUGACGACAGGAGGUAGACACAGAAAGGUUGUGGACAGAUAAGACUAGCUUUGAUGGCUUAAAAGAAACGAGGACUGUAACAUGUUCAUGUGUCUUAAUAGAUAGGAGCUCGGGAACUGUAGAGGUUGAUGGGAAUGCAGUUGUGACUCCCAAAUUGCACCCUAUUCCCGACAUAGUGCACUACUUUUGACCAGAGCCAUCAGCCCAAUAGGUCAAAAAUAGUGCACUAUAUAGCCAAUAGGGUGCAAUUUGGGUCACAUAUUCAAAAUGUGUGAUGAACUAAUAGUCAGUAGGCUAGGCCCUAAUGGGCUCCAGACCUGCUUGUUUAGGGGUCAGUUGCUGUGUAAUCAUUAAAGAGUCUGGAAGGAGCAGAAAGCAACCCUGAGUCUCAAUAAUCUGGCCUUUUUCCUGCAUUUAUAAAAUUGGAUUGGUCUGAGCAUGUGCUAGACUGCUAUAUUUCUUAAAAAGGACAUAUUAUUGGGACACAUGGCAAGAAGGGUUAACCAGAUGGCAGAAAGGACAGAUUAUUGGUAGACGGGGCAAGAGGGAUUGACCAGACAGCUGAAAGGACAGAUUAUUAGGAGACGGGGCAAGAGGGGUUAACCAGACAGCAGAAAUGACAGAUUAUUGGGAGACAGGGCAAGAGGGGUUAACCAGACAGCAGAAAGGACAGAUUAUUGGGAGACGGGGCAAGAGGGAUUGACCAGACAGCUGAAAGGACAGAUUAUUGGGAGACGGGGCAAGAGGGAUUGACCAGACAGCUGAAAGGACAGAUUAUUAGGAGACGGGGCAAGAGGGGUUAACCAGACAGAAAGUCUGGUUUUGGUUUAGAAUAUUGAAUGAUUUAGAGCAGUGAACAGAUGUGGAGUGGACUAGAGGAGGAAACUGAGUCAGUUGAAUCAGGAGGAUAUCAGAUCCAAUAAAACACUCUCGUCUUCUGAUCGAUGGACAUUUCUGUUGUUCGGGGUUUGCAUUUAUCUCUGAAAUAAAGCACUGAAAUGAAUAACUAGAUAAUAAAUGUUAGGUUUAGCAAUGUGACACGGUAAACUUCCAGACGGAGAAGAGUAGGGUUUGGUUCACGUCAUGUUAUUACAUGAUAAUAACAUGUUAACAUGUUUACGCUAAAUUGAAACACUGGUUAAGCAAUGAACUGUACUGAAGUUGUACUUGAACAUUUAGCAUUGAGAUAAUGUGUAAAGUACAGUCAGCUAUCCUUUAAACUAAUUCCAAGGCCUUAUCAACCUACUACACUGUGUAGUUCUAAAUGUGAUGUUUUUAUUUGGUUACUUAUUUUACGUGAUCUUAUCAUUCUGGGUGUUAUUUUAGUUUGCUAGUGGAAUUAAAUCAUUGAUAAUGCAGAAUAAUAUUGAAGACAUCAAAACUAUGAAAUAACACGUGCGGAAUCAUGUAGUAACUAAAAAAGUGUUAAACAAAUCAGAAUAUAUUUUAUAUUUGAGAUUCUUCAAAGUAGCCACCCUUUGCCUUGAUGACAGCUUUGCACACGCUUGGCAUUCUCUCAACCAGCUUCAUGAGGUAGUCACCUGGAAUGCAUUUCAAUUAACAGGUGUGCCUUGUUAAAAGAUAAUUUGUGGAAUUUCUUUCCUUCUUAAUGCGUUUGAACCAAUCGGUUGUGUUGUGACAAGGUAGGGGUGGUAUACAGAAGAUAGCCCUAUUUGGUAAAAGACCAAGUCCAUAUUAUGGCAAGAACAGCUCAAAUAAGCAAAGAGAAAUGACAGUCCAUCAUUACUUUUAGACAUGAAUGUCAGUCAAUGUGAAACAUUUCAAGAACUUUAAAAGUUUCUUCAAGUGCAGUCGCAAAAACCAUCAAGCGCUAUGAUGAAACUGGCUCUCAUGAGGACCGCCACAGGAAAGGAAGACCCAGAGUUACCGCUGCUGCAGAGAAUAAGUUAAUUAAAGUUAACUGCACUUCAGAUUGCAGACAAAAUAAACGUUUCAAAGAGUUCAAGUAACAGACACAUCUCAACAUCAACUGUUCAGAGGAGACUGCGUAAAUCAGGCUUCAUGGUCGAAUUGCUGCAACAACAAAAAACACUACAAAGGACACCAAUAAUAAGAAGAGACUUUCUUGGGCCAAGAAACACGAGCAAUGGACAUUAGACUGGUGGAAAUCUGUCCUUUGGUCUGGUACGUCCACAUUUUUGGUUCCAACCGCCGUGGCUUUGUGAGACGCAGAGUAGGUGAACGGAUGAUCUCCGCAUGUGUGGUUCCCACCAUGAAGCAUGGAGGAGGUGUGGGGGUGCUUUGCUGGUGACACUGUCAGUGAUUUAUUUAGAAUUCAAGGCACACUUAACCAGCAUGGCUACCACAGCAUUCUGCAGCGAUACGCCAUCCCGUCUGGUUUGCGCUUAGUGGGACUAUCAUUUAUUUUUCAACAGGACAAUGACCCAACACACCUCCAGAAUGUGUAAGGGCUAUUUGACCAAGAAGAAGAGUGAUGGUGCUGCAUCAGAUGACCUGGCCUCCACAAACACCCAACCUCAACCCAACUGAGAUGGUUUGGGAUGAGUUGGACCGCAGACUGAAGGAAAAGCAGCCAACAAGUGCUCAGCGUAUGUGGGAACUCCUUCAAGAAUGUUGGAAAAAUCAUUCCUCAUGAAGCUGGUUGAGAGAAUGCCAAUAGUGUGCAAAGCUGUCAUCAAGGCAAAGGGUGGCUGCUUUGAAGAAUCUCAAAUAUAUUUUUAUUUAACACUUUUUUGGUUACUACAUGAUUCCAUAUGUGUUAUUUUAUAGAUUUGAUGUCUUCGCUAUUAUUCUACAAUGUAGAAAAUAAUAAAAAUAAAGAAAAACCCUUGAAUGAGUAGGUGUGUCCAAACUUUUGACUGGUACUGUAUAUUCAAGAUCUAAGGAAAGUGCUGAGAUAAAACCUUUUGAAAAGGUAAUUGUUUUCCCUCUUCACCCCGCCCACAGAUAGGAAUGCAAUAUUAUGAUUUGAGUUUGCGCCUACUGCAUAGAUGUUCUGUAUAAAGUGCUGAAUAAAGUAAAACUCCAUUUAUGCAGAUAUAAGAAUAUCAAUCAGCCUUUUAGGUAGGAGUUUUAGUCUCAGUCAGUUACCUUGUGGAAAAAUAUGAUUUAUUUAUUGUUGUUCAGGAGGGAAAGUGGAGUACUUUUGUUCAGCCUUUACAUUUGUGCCAAAAUGUUUGCAGACUUUGUGUGUCAUUAUACAGAUAUAACUACAUUCCAUAUGUUGUUGUUGUUGAUGUCCAUAUUUUCCAUGAUAUAAUCGGGGCCAUACAUUUACUUGGUCUUCCUUAAAAUGUAGAACCCCCAACAGUUCUAGAACCAGCAACAGUUCUAGAGCUACAAACUGUUCUAGAGCUAUCAACAGUUCUAGAGCUACAAACUGUUCUAGAGCUACAAACUUUUCUUGAGCUAUCAACAGUUCUAGAGCUACAAACUGUCCUAGCUAUCAACAGUUCUAGAGCUACAAACUUUUCUUGAGCUAUCAACAGUUCUAGAGCUACAAACUGUUCUAGAGCUACAAACUGUUUUAGAGCUAUCAACAGUUCUAGAGCUACAAACUGUUUUAGAGCUAUCAACAGUUCUAGAGCUACAAACAUUUCUUGAGCUAUCAACAGUUCUAGAGCUACAAACUGUUCUAGAGCUACAAACUGUUUUAGAGCUAUCAACAGUUCUAGAGCUACAAACUGUUUUAGAGCUAUCAACAGUUCUAGAGCUACAAACAUUUCUUGAGCUAUCAACAGUUCUAGAGCUACAAACUGUUCUAGAGCUACAAACUGUUUUAGAGCUAUCAACAGUUCUAGAGCUACAAACUGUUUUAGAGCUAUCAACAGUUCUAGAGCUAUAAACUGUUUUAGAGCUAUCAACAGUUCUAGAGCUACAAACUGUUCUAGAGCUACAAACUGUUUUAGAGCUAUCAACAGUUCUAGAGCUACAAACUGUUUUAGAGCUAUCAACAGUUAUAGAGCUACAAACUGUUUUAGAGCUAUCAACAGUUCUAGAGCUACAAACUGUUUUAGAGCUAUCAACAGUUCUAGAGCUACAAACUGUUUUAGAGCAAUCAACAGUUCUAGAGCUACAAACUGUUUUAGAGCUAUCAACAGUUCUAUAGCUACAAACUUUUUUAGAGCUAUCAACAGUUCUAUAGCUACAAACUGUUUUAGAGCUAUCAACAGUUCUAGAGCUACAAACUGUUUUAGAGCUAUCAACAGUUCUAGAGCUACAAACUGUUUUAGAGUUACCAACAGGUCUAGAGCUACAAAUUGUUCUUGAUCUACCAACAGUUCUAGAGCUACAAAUUGUUCUUAAUCUACCAACAGUUCUAGAGCUACAAACUGUUCUAGAGCUAUCAACAGUUCUAGAGCUACAAACUAUUCUAGAGCUACAAAUUGUUCUAGAGCUACCAACAGUUCUAGAGCUACAAACUGUUCUAGAGCUACAAACUGUUCUAGAGCUACCAACAGUUCUAGAGCUAUCAACAGUUCUAGAGCUACAAACUGUUCUAGAGCUAUCAACAGUUCAAGAGCCAUAAACAGUUAUAGUUACCAACUGUUCUAGAGCUACAGUACCACUCGUUCAAAAACUACCAACCAUUCUAGAAUUAUCUCCUUCUAGCCAACAGAGGCAAUAGAAAGGUACAAACUGCACAUUAUGAUUGUUUUAGUGUUAGCAGAGAGAAAAUGACAAAUAAAAUGCAAAAUGACCAACCACAAGCUUCCCAAGAUGUUAUGUAUCUUUCUAUGUGUUAUAUACUGAUAUGCUUCUGGUAUUCAUUUGUUUCUCAUGUUCAUUUUAAAAACAUGGUUUUAUGUCACAUGACCACUGUCUUUUGUAAAUACAAUGAAUCAAUUGUGAAAUGUAUUAAAAUAUUUUAAAACUUCA
Messenger RNA from Salvelinus fontinalis (brook trout), 8655 nucleotides. Its product is annotated as dystrobrevin beta-like. Gene Ontology annotation, cellular component: synapse; plasma membrane. The transcript has 21 exons. Lineage: Eukaryota; Metazoa; Chordata; Actinopteri; Salmoniformes; Salmonidae. Gene Ontology annotation, biological process: synaptic signaling. The record is from RefSeq and is a predicted model, not a curated record. Gene Ontology annotation, molecular function: zinc ion binding. The coding region runs from base 318 to 2345 and encodes 675 amino acids.